GAGAUACGUGAACAAAUGUGGCAGUUGUGGAGUUUUAACUUUUAUGUGAUUUGUGGUAAAUUCACUGUGUUAGAUUUGAUUUCUUGACUUCUUUCUGAUAUGUAUGCAUAUACAUAAUUAUUCAAAGGAUUUUAGGGUUUUUGAAAUCUGUUUUAGUUCAGCAGUUUUGAGUAUUUGAGGAUUGUCUAUUUUUUCUGUUCAUUUUGUUGUGGGUUUAGUUUUUUUGAUGUAUCAUGAUGCAAUCUGGGGCAAAAACAGUUCUGCUUUUGAGUUUGACGAUGGAUUCUCUUUCUUUCUCUUUGUCUUCUGUAGGUUAUUGUGAUUUCUGAUUUAUUGGAUUGAAAUUCGCACAAGAAAAAUGGCAUCAAGGUUUUGGACUCAGGGUGAUAGUGACAGUGAUGACGAGGAGAGUGAUUAUGAUGAGGGCAUCACUGCUGGCGGAGCUGGUGAGUCUGCCACUGCAGCUGCUGGAAGCAGAUAUCUUAAGGAAAAUGCUAGUGAUAGUGAUGACUCGGAUGGGCAGAAACGCGUUGUCCGAUCUGCCAAAUAUAAACGAUCUGAGGAGAUGUCUGCUACGAUUGAUCAGAUGAAGAAUGCCAUGAAGAUCAACGAUUGGGUCA
Molecule: messenger RNA, 620 nt
Organism: Camellia sinensis
Lineage: Eukaryota; Viridiplantae; Streptophyta; Magnoliopsida; Ericales; Theaceae
Source: RefSeq, a predicted model, not a curated record